AUGGAGGAGCACAUGGAGGAGAUGGGCACUAGGCUGAAGGAAAUGGGAGGGCAGAUAGCCGCACUGAACAAACAGACUAAGAGAGUCCAGGCAGUGACAGAUAAGCUAGGGACAAUCGAGGAGGAUACGGCCGGCAUGGUGGGAGCGAAAGUCAACAAAGUUCGGGAUGCGGCUCAGAGCGCAUUCGAAAUCCUCCAACACGCUAUUGAACGGGGCUCGGUCAAAACGACGGGGAACACUGGGAACAUAGAAGACUACGACUAUGGGAUUAUGGACAAAGACUACGUGCCGAUGACUCCGGCAAUAAUACCAGCGAAGCAACAGAAAUCAUACGCAAACACAGCACGUUCCACCCCGCCGAUCUCGUACCAACGCAUCAUAGAACAGAACACGAGGAAGAACAAGCACAUCAUCAUAGACGCAAAGGGACCGGACUUAGAGAUGCUUACGGAGGAGCAGUUAGUAGCGAAGGCGAACAUGGCAGUAGAAAUGGUCGGUGGCGAGGAUGAGGGGAAACCAGGGGACGUCUGCUUUGUGAGUGUGAAGAGGUUGCAGAACAGAGGAAUGGAGUUUGAAUUGAACUCGACUGCUGCGGCAGCAUGGGCGACGAGGGAUGCUAUAAAGAAAAAGAUCAUCAGCAACUUUGGAUACAAGGCGGAGAUCAAGGAUAAGGGAUUCACAGUACUCAUCGUGAACGCGCCGCUAUACUUCCACCCAGAAGAAGAAGAAGAUUGA
Molecule: messenger RNA, 735 nt
Organism: Punctularia strigosozonata HHB-11173 SS5
Lineage: Eukaryota; Fungi; Basidiomycota; Agaricomycetes; Corticiales; Punctulariaceae
Exons: 1
Coding region: 1-735 (244 amino acids)
Source: RefSeq, a predicted model, not a curated record